GUUUGUACAACUAACUUUAUUGCUAACAAAAAGGAUUGGAAAUAAACCUCGAGAUUAGUACAACAAAGGAGAAUGAUUGUUCUACAAAGAUCGGAAUAAUUAAGAUGAGAAAAGGCUAAUAACGUGAAUCAACUCAAAAUCCACUUGAUGCAAGAAAAAUCAAAUCGGUCAACAAACCAAAUGAAGCUGAUCGAUCAAGAAUCCUAGAAAGUAACACAACAAAGUGUAGAUUCUAAGCCUUCAACAAGAAGCCUCCAAGAGAUAUAUAUCUAUCAAUUCUCUAAUCUUCAGACUUGUGUGCCCCACUUGUAUAUCUCCAUUACAUCACUUUAUUUUCAUUCACACGUGCCAUAUCAUGCCCCACCCACAACAAAUACGACCCAUGCACGCAAAGAUAAAAAGCCAAGAAUCAUCACCCACAAAAGCCCCCCUUGGAUUUUCAACUUCUAUAAUACAAAACAAGAAAAAUCCAUUGAAAGAUCAAGAAAAUCUUGUGUUGGAGGAGAGAGUGAUUAGGGUUUUGUUCGUCUUCCCUUUCUUGCGUUCGAGAAAUGAAAGUAACCUUUUCUGGAAAUAAUCACAACCAAUCACUGAACUCAAAACCAGUGGUUACGACCACCCUGACCACCACUUCUCGGGGCAACACCGCACCUACUACCUCCCUCUACGAGCCAAAAUCGGUUCCUGAACUCUGUGGAAACCCUAGUCCCGUUGCUAAAAAGGUCAUAUCUACUUGUGCUACAGCUAAUAUUUCAACAAUUCGAGAUGAUCCUCUUCAACUGGGAGAUCAUGCGCUAAACCAUCACUUUGAGGUUUGGGAUUCUUUGAUGAGAGAACUGGGUUUGGAUGACGAUUCGAUCCCCGUUUCAAAACCUAUUUCUCAACUUGGUACUCACUGUGAUCAGCAGUAUUCAUCAAUCCCCGAGUUCCCACCUGUAAGCUCCUUCGAUUCAUCAACUCGGUUUGAGCCAUCUGAAUUUAGUAUACUCUCAGAUAUUACCACUACAUACUCUCCUGCACCUUUGAGCCAUAACAGCAAUAUCAUCCACCCAUUUGACCUAUCUGGAGAAAUCCAAAACUUGAAUAACAACUUGAACAUUGGAUUCGAUUACGUAGAUGAGUUAAUCCGACUUGCCGAGUGCUUCGAGACCAACUCACCACAACUUGGGCAGGUUUCAUUGGCACAGCUCAAUCAACAGCUCAGAUCUCCCACCGGAAAGCCCCUCCAGAGAGCUGCCUUCUACUUCAAGGAAGCCCUUCAAUCCCUACUCUCCGGGUUGACUCGACAAACUCACCCUGCCAGCUCUUCAGAGAUCAUCCAGGCCAUCAAAGCACAGAAAAUGUUUUCAGGCAUCUCCCCAGUUCCCAUGUUCUCAAGCUUCAUGGCUAACCAAGCCGUGCUUGAAGCCCUAGAGGGCUCCAUUCAUGUCCACAUCAUCGACUUUGAUAUCGGGCUUGGCAGCCAUUGGGCUUCGUAUUUGAAAGAGCUAGCUGAUAAAGCUGAGUUGGGUAAACUUACCCCAGGAAUGCUUCGAAUUACAGCUAUAGUUCCUGAAAAGUAUGCAAUGGAAUCAAAGCUGAUCAAAGAGAAUUUGACUCAAUUUGCACGUGAGCUGAAUAUUAGGCUGGAUAUAGACUUUGUUUCGAUAAGUACAUUUGAGUAUUCAUCUUUCAACGCCAUCAAAUUGAUGGAUAGUGAAAAUGUCGCCGUUCUUUUAUCUCCGGCAAUAUUCAGGCAUGUUGGGACUGGGUUUCUCGAUGAUCUCCACAGAGUUUCACCUCUCGUGGUGGUGUAUGUCGAGAGUGAAGGGCAGACGGGAUUUGAAGCACCGUCAUUUCGCCAGACUCUGAUUGAUGGUCUAGAUUUUUACUCCAGCCUAUUCGAGUCACUAGAGGCUGCAAACUUUAAAAGCAGUGGUGGCUGUAGUGUUGAUUGGAUAAGAAGGAUUGAGACUUCUGUGCUUCUUCCCAAGAUCAUGGAAGCAGUAGAGGCGGCCAGCCGCCGCAAUACACCAUGGAAGGAAGCGCUAGUGGCUGCCGGCUUAAGACAGGUGGGGCUCAGUCAGUUCGCUGACUUUCAAGCUGAGUGUUUACUAAGGAGAGCAAAUAUCAUAGGAUUCCACGUGGCAAAACAGCAGGAGGAGAUGCUGCUUUGCUGGCACAAUAGGCCACUUGUUGCCACGUCGGCUUGGAGGUAUUAGGAAAUAAUUACUACCAUAAGUAUCAGUAAUAAUCUCCCUAUAAGGGUUUUAUUUUGAGGUAAUUAAGCUAGGUUAGGAAUGGGGAUAUUAAUCCUGACCACUAUGUUUUUCUUUGUAAUUUAUAUUGAAAAGGAUUAGUCUUUCAUGUUUA
Molecule: messenger RNA, 2352 nt
Organism: Olea europaea var. sylvestris
Lineage: Eukaryota; Viridiplantae; Streptophyta; Magnoliopsida; Lamiales; Oleaceae
Product: scarecrow-like protein 15
Exons: 1
Coding region: 552-2201 (549 amino acids)
Biological process (GO): regulation of DNA-templated transcription
Cellular component (GO): nucleus
Molecular function (GO): sequence-specific DNA binding; DNA-binding transcription factor activity
Source: RefSeq, a predicted model, not a curated record